Rhizopus microsporus ATCC 52813 is the source of this 1293-nucleotide messenger RNA. Its product is annotated as WD40 repeat-like protein. The transcript has 5 exons. Gene Ontology annotation, molecular function: protein binding; RNA binding. NCBI's taxonomy places the organism in Eukaryota, Fungi, Mucoromycota, Mucoromycetes, Mucorales, Rhizopodaceae. Bases 70 to 1155 code for a protein of 361 amino acids. The record is from RefSeq and is a predicted model, not a curated record. Gene Ontology annotation, cellular component: catalytic step 2 spliceosome.
CUGCCCUUUGUGAGGGCUCACAGUCAAGUUUCAAUUUAAUUCUUUUUUUUUUUUAAUUCGUAAACAAGCAUGGCAGAAAAAAGAAGAGAUAUAGACACAAGCAAUGGAGGUGCUCUUAUUAAGCGCUCCAAACCAAAUGAAGAAGAAAAGAAUAAAUCGGUCAUCACACUAUCUAAUCAAAGAUCUGGAACCCAAAACGCCAUUGUUGGAACUGUCAAGCGCACUUCAGCAUUAGAAGCACCUGUGAUGCAAUUAACAGGUCAUGGUGGUGAGAUUUAUAGCUGUGAAUUUGACCCUUCAGGAGAGUUUAUUGCAAGUGCAGGAUUCGAUAGACAAAUAUACUUAUGGAACACAUAUGGAGAAGUAAAGAAUUACGGCAUCAUUAAAGGACACGGAAACGCUAUUAUGGAAAUACAUUGGUCUCGAGACUCCAAGCAAAUCUUUAGCUGUUCAGCCGACAAAUCUGUUGGUAUUUUUGAUGUAAAGACAGGCGAUAGAGUGCGAAAAUGGAGAGGUCAUGCAGGCAUUGUGAAUAGCUGUCAAGCAGCUCGUAGAGGUCCAGAAAUUGUUGUGUCUGGCAGUGACGAUUGUACUGUCAAAGUUUGGGAUCCCAGAUCAAAAGAUGCUGUGAGCACCUUUGAAAAUGAAUAUCAAGUAACCUCUGUGUGUUUUAGCGAAGCAGGCGAUAUGGUCUACUCUGCUGGCAUUGAUAACACUGUCAAGGUUUGGGAUGUACGUAAGAAUCAGGUUGCAUACACAAUGGAGGGGCAUUUGGAUACUGUUACUGGUAUGCGUCUAAGUCCCGAUGGCUCAUACUUACUAACAAACUCUAUGGAUAAUACGGUUCGUAUUUGGGAUAUCAAACCAUUUGCACCAAAUGAUCGUUGUCUGAAGGUGUUUGAAGGUGCUCCUCAUGGGUUCGAAAAGAAUUUAAUUAGACCUACAUGGUCAACAGAUGGUACUCAAAUAGCCUGUGGCUCUGCAGAUAGAACAGUCGUCAUUUGGGAAGUCGAUAGCAAGAAAAUUCUUUAUAAGCUUCCUGGACAUAAAGGGUGUGUGAAUGAUGUAGAUUGGCACCCAAGAGAGCCCAUAAUCAUGAGCGCAAGUACUGACAAGACAUUAUUCUUGGGCGAGGUUAAACCAACACGAUCUUGAUGUAAACUGUUGAUUUGCUCCAAGCGGGCCAUUUCAGUGACUGUUGAACUGUAAAAAAUUUUUCAAAAAAAAAUAAAUUGAAGGCUUAAUUGUGAAAGACAAUUAUUCCUUCUCUUUCUCCAACUUAAUCUUACUUAU